AUGGCAUAUCCCGUAAUAUUUGGCCAUGAAAAUGGGAAUCCUUUCUCUUUUCGUGAUAAACAAAUUAAGGACGGAAAGAUACUCGGAUUCUUCGAGAAGUGUGGCUCCUAUGUCAAUUCUAUCGGAGCAUAUAUUGGGCCAAUUUCACUUCCACACCCAUUCAAAACCAUAGGUCCAUUUGGUAACCGGGAUCGAAAUUCUUGGGACGACGGAAAGCAUCCAGACAUAAGGCAGAUCGAUGUGGUCUUUGAUACAGAAGUUGAGUCUAUCAGCAUCAUUUACGACAAUCAUGGUCACCACACAAUUCCCUUCGCACACGGUGAAAAUGGUGGAGGCAAAUUCUACUCGGUUAGGUUGGCCUAUCCGUAUGAGUACUUAAGAUUGAUCUCGGGCUACCUGAGAGAACAUCUUGGCAAACUCAUUCUACAGUCAAUCUCAUUCAACAGUAACACGAGAAAGUAUGGACCAUUUGGUCGAGAGGUUGGGAUACCAUUCAGUGGUCCUUCAACCGGUGGCAAGAUUGUGGGAUUCUACGGAAGCUGCAAUGGCCAUCUUGAUUCCAUUGGAGCGUAUCUUGAACCAGUUUCUCACAAACAUCCUAUGAGAACUGUCGGACCUUUCGGAGGUAACGGUGGAAGCCCUUGGGAUGAUGGGCAGCAUAUCGGUUUAAGGCAAAUCAUUAUCAGGUACGGAGAUGUGGUUGAUUCCAUUAAAUGCGUAUACGAUGGCAAUGGAACCUCUUUGGAAGGAUUGAAGCAUGGUGCAGAUGGUGGCCUCCUGUUAGCACCUCAUUUUAGCUCACCAAUUCAAGCAAUGCAUAUGAGCAAUGAUUCAGGCCCUGACUUGAGCAUUGAUGCAGAAAAGCGUUCGAUAGAGCAGCAAAUUGCUCUUCAUCCUCAAGUCAACAAAAACAGGCAGAUGAUUCAAGCAUACGACAGAAGAGUAUACAGAAUAUUCUAACAACAUACAGAGCAAACAGGGAGCCUAAAAGGUAUCCAAACCGGUGUUUUCAGAAUACAUCGCCGACAGUGUUAUUUUCUGCUGAUUCGCUCGAUCAUCAGAAAAUAUCCAAUAUUGGACUCCAAAAAUCCCUCACUGCACCAAAUAGAUGAAAAGUGUCUCUGAACACAUUUCGCAGAUCAUCUGCUCUAUACAUAACAACUUUCUGCAUACAGAUAACUUUUCCGUGGGAGUUCAAAAACGUCAAUUCACCAGAGAAAAGUUAAUGCCCGCUGUCAGAUGCAGUCACAUCCAA
This is a messenger RNA of Punica granatum (pomegranate), 1255 nucleotides long. Lineage: Eukaryota; Viridiplantae; Streptophyta; Magnoliopsida; Myrtales; Lythraceae. The record is from RefSeq and is a predicted model, not a curated record.